This is a messenger RNA of Dermacentor albipictus, 7428 nucleotides long. NCBI's taxonomy places the organism in Eukaryota, Metazoa, Arthropoda, Arachnida, Ixodida, Ixodidae. The record is from RefSeq and is a predicted model, not a curated record.
AGCUCCCGCUACGGGUUGGGACGGCAGAGGCGGGCUGACUGCGCGCUGCUGCCCUAGUGCCCGCGGCGGCGGCGCGCAGCCUCGGCGGGCCCGAGCCAGACGGCGCUCGGAGUGCGACCAGCGGCCGGGGCCCCUCCUCCCGCGGCCCGAGCGUCAGGCGCUCUCAGUGGCACCGCUGCCAUCGGAACUGACGAGUGCGUGGUCGCCGACGCCUCCGGAUCGCGGCUUCGUCGGGAUCGCCUCCUCCGAACAGUCCUGCCACGAUCGAAACGGACCCCCGAACAUGACGGCACCUUGCUGCUCUCUUCGCCCAGACUAGCUGAGUUUCUAGAAGUCGGCGAUCGUGACGUGACAGUGAAACCAAGGUACGAGACAAACCACUGAGUCGGGGCCAAUAUUGAGGGCAAAGACCUGCAAUUACUUCAAGAAAACCAGUCUCGUCGGUUGUUCUCUGCCAACCCUUCCUGAAACCGGCCUUUCCAAGCUUCUUGCACACGAGGGCACGAUACCAGGACACCUCCUGAAGACAAGGCCAGGUUCAUCGCAAUUGCUGGUGCCGGUGGAGCCGCCUUGCAGGCACCAUUGCCACGUGUGAGACCUGCCUAUUCCAAGCGUACUCGCUCGUUUCCGAACGUUUAAGGAGCGCAUCGCAUUGGGCGUUAAGGACAGACUGACGGACAGAUUUCCUGGGAAGUUCCUGUGGCCACGAGUUCCAGUCCGUUGGUUCCGAAGAGCACAGCUAAAGCACUCAUGGCCGAGGUUCUCAACGUGAGCAGCAUGCUGCAGAUAGCGGACAGCCUGUACCUGGACGAGGAGAACCUGUCCCUGACAGAGACUAACCUGAGUGGCCCCUUCGCUGGCUUCGACGUGUUCGAGGAGGAGGAGCUCCCUUACCACGGCGCCGAGCUUGGCCGCUUCCACGCGUGGUACACGAGCCAUCUGCACGGCUACCUGAGCAUGACUGUGUGCGUGUUCGGCAUCCUCGCCAAUGUACUUAACAUCAUCGUGCUCACGCAACGCAACAUGGUAUCGCCAACGAACGGCAUCUUGACGGGGCUCGCCGUGGCCGACAUGCUGGUGAUCGCCACUUACUUGCCGUACACCAUCACGACGCACGUGAUGCCGCCUGCGCGCACGCAGAGCUUCGGCACGGCAGUCUUCAUUCUUGUGCACGCACAUGUGAGCGUCGUCUUCCACACAGUGUCUACGUGGUUGACCGUGACGUUGGCCGUGUGGCGUUUCCUGGCCGUCAGCUUCCCGGCCUCUAGCAAGGAGUGGUGCAGUAUGCAGCGUGCCCGCUGGGCUAUCGUCAGCGUGUACGUGUCGUGCGCGCUUUGCUGCUUGCCGGUGUACCUUUCAUUCACGGUGCACCAGGCGGGCACGCCCCAGGAACCCUCGUACAAGGUCGACUUCAGCAACAUCACACGCGCCAACGGCGCCUUUUUGCAAAAUCUAAACUUCUGGACCUACUCGGUCCUGAUGAAGCUUGUGCCGUGCGUGGCCCUAACAGGCCUCAGCCUCGGGCUGCUGCGCGUGCUGUACGAAGCCAAGGCGCGGAAGCGACGCCUGCGGCGAGGGGCCAGUGGACACAGCGGCCAUGGAGGUAGCAGCGAAGAGGCCCGAGACCGCACCACACGCAUGCUGCUCGCCGUCCUGCUGCUCUUCCUGGUCACCGAAUUCCCGUCCGGCAUAGCUGCCCUUCUGAGCGGCAUCCUCGGCGACGACUUCUUCCUGCACGUCUACAUGAACUUCGGCGAGGUUAUGGAUAUCUUGGCGCUGGUAAACAGUGCCGUCAACUUCAUUCUAUACUGCUCCAUGAGUAGGCAGUUCCGCAAGGCUUUCGCCGCUCUCUUCACGCCUCGCAUCAUGGCCAAGUGGUUCCCCCUGACGUCCGAACCACCGAACAGUACCUACGCCACCACUUGUGUCUAGACCAGGCUGUACGCGCACGCUGGCACAGCGGUUGCUGGAGCUCCAUGAGAGUGCGAGUGAACAAAUACUGCUUCAUCAGCGUGGUGUCUCGUUUUGGUUACGUGUUCUGGUAUAACAUGCUGAUCUCAUCGUUCAUCUUACGUCUUAAGUUAACCUCUGGCUCAUUUUUGCCUGCUCUUCCACCACAUUGUUCAUUUUAUCAUCAGCGUACGUCACAAGGUACUGAGACGACAGACUGUCCGGAGUGCAUAUUUAGCUGAGACUGUUGUUUAUGAGAGGCCAUGUCUGAGCUGGGCAGCAGAACAGGGAAAACUUUGCGAAGAUAGAGGCAGGAGUCCACGUUGGCUUUGAAGAAUUGCACUGAACAGGCUUCACUCCAGCUGCUUCUUGUUCUCCAUACCAAUGCUGCAGCUGAAAGCCUAAUUAAAGAUUAUACUGUGCAAGUAAAAUGAAGUGCCAAGGAGUAAAUCACGUAUGCCUUAUGAGCGUACUCCGUGAUGGACUGUAUUAUAGAAUAUAUAGUCGUAGUAUAUAUAUUAUCUUACUCAUCCAGCACGAUACAGGAAGGCAGUGGCCACUUGUGCCCACAGCAAAACUGCCAGAAGAAAAGAAAAGGAACAGGGGAAUUCAAGGCGAAUUUGCUGCGCGGGGAAGCAAACAACGUGUUUUAGUGUACAAUGAAAACGCAGAACAAUACUCUUGGCUGAGGCAUAAUUCUAGGUUGCGUAACCUUGGGCUGCAGUUUCAUUAAAAAAGCAGUGACAAGCGCCUAGUUGAACUCCAGUUAGCAAAGGGAACUAAUUCGCCCGCUCUCCCUCGAAGUCCAGUGUGUAUCCAUUUUUCUUAGCUUUGUUUUGUGUCCACAUAUUUGAAAUGUAUGAAAGGAGCAAACGGAGAUUAGAAAUAUUGUUUCGGACACAUUGUUGGCUCAGACCUUUGCGGCUUUCGGAAUAUUACCGCAUCUGACGGCGGGGUUAAUGUGACGCCCUCCACAGUUCGUGAAAGACGUCACUGAGGGCAGUGUGAGUUGUGUAUACGUUCUUCCCUAGUGUUGUUCCCGAACUGUUAUUCAAGAGACGAUCGAGGAGGCAUAGACGAUGCCCCUGAAGUUUGUUCAAGAUAACAUUUAUUUUGAUUGCUUCGUGUGCGGUCAUCCUGACCAUAGUAGCUUGCGCAUGUCUGAGCACCUACAGCCUCAAUGCACCGAGGUAUCCGGCUCGGCGAAGAGAGCUGUACGUGCCACUAGAUCACUGUGGUAGCUUACUCAAUACCUUGUAGUUAGAAGGGCCUUCAACGGCUUUUAUUCGCGGAGAGCAGAAAAUAGGCGGGUGCUUACCGUGCGCUCCGAGAUCAUUCCUUUCACUAUCGGUCAUUCGGCAACGCCAAAUGGUGCACGAGCACUCUUGUUGUGGCCGGAACGGUGCACAGGGGUCCUCAUACCAUGAUGGACAUUAGGCUGCUAACUACGAAUUCUGCCGCUACACAAAAUCAAUUUUCAAAAUAGCACACCUGCAUACAUGCCUUGCGGCUUUCUCAGUCGUGAAUGCUAAGCCGUAUUUAUACCAUAUACUCGUAUAUCACAGUUACGAGGUACGUCUUUUGCAUGAUGAAACACACUCUUUCUAUUGGUAUUACUGCUGUGAGCUAUGGGCUUCCAAAAGGCGCAGAGAGAUUGCACUUUGACUAGUUAAUGGGUAGAGCUGUUCAAAUGCACAAGCACAAAUUGAAGUUAUAAUUCGUGUCCAAUCGGGCACCUGGCCGUACCUCUUAUUUGUGAUGUGUGAACAUUUUUCCCCCUUUUCUAGGAGAAGAUGUCCUGUUUAAGAAACAAACUGCACGCCCCGUAACACGUAAAAACGCGCACAAAUGCAUUAAGUGGUGCAGUCUUCCGAUUUCAGCAGCGCUUCUGUAGAACCUAAGCGGAACGCUGUAUUGUUUAGUGCAGCAGCGUUAAGAUAAAACAGGGGGAUACCUAAGCACACCCGCAAGUAAUUCAAAUGCGAUUUUCCAGUUAGCCCCUGCUUAUAAGUGCUAACGUGCAUGUAUGUUCCGGUGUUCACCUGUUACGUCUUCACAUUGGAGACGUAGAAACUAUAAUGAAUCGUAUUUUGAGUGUGUGUGUGUGUGUGUGUGUGUGUGUGUGUGUGUGUGUGUGUGUGUGUGUGUGUGUGUGUGUGUGUGUGUGUGUGUGUGUGUGUGUGUGUGUGUGUGUGCGUGCGUGCGUGCGUGCGUGCGUGCGUGCGUGUGUGCGUGCGUGCAGUUAACAUUUUUUAACACAUCGCACUGAAGGCAAAAAUAAAUCAGCCAGUUAAAUUGGCGUUCCAUGCUCGCAAGUUCAGUGAGGAAGGCUGGCCCACUUUAAUAAUUCACAAAAAGAAAUCGACAACACAGCUGAUUUCCUCUACAAAGCAUAAAUGAGAAAUUUGCUGCAAUUGGCCGGCGCAAUUAAAUCCCGCGACAAAGCUGUAUGUAAGGAGCAUUGCUAUGACGGCGAGAAGGGCCUGAGCGUAGAACCUUGGGACCCUCUUCGCGGGGUGCUGUCCUGGGCGUGCAUGGCUGUUAAACAGGCCACCUUAAUCCGCCAUGUUGGCUCUUUGACAGGCUGUGAAAAAGAAACAUUCUUUUCUUAAUUUCAUGACAGGAAACUUCAACUGCAAAAUUAUUUUCUGCGCAUUUGUCAAAAGGAUAAAACGUGACGUAAAGCGGCAGAAUUUUUUUUCAAAGGAAGGAUCUCCGUGCUGCCUGGCAGCAACAACGCAUUGUAUGCGUUAAGAAAAGAAAGCGGAAGGUCGCAGUGGAAUCCACUGCGGUAGAUUUGCAUUUUCGCAUUUUUUUUUUAGAUUCUGACAUAGCCGCCAUGUCAGCAUUCCGAUUGGUUGAAGAAAUAUUACAUGAGUUAAGCGUCAUCUGUGAUGUGGCGUACGUUCCGUGAUCGCACGCUAAGCCGCAAUAUGCAAAUUUCCCACCCCGCCAUAAUUUGGGAUGCAACAUGCGUGGAGAGGCAAGUGUAGCGGCCCGUUAUUGCGGUGAAAUCCUAUGUAACAAGUCCUGACCUGUUUCCUUCUUUUCUUUCUCUUUUUGUUUUCAAGAUUAAUGCUCAAACUGUUCACAUCACUCACAGGACGUGUAGACAUUUCUGUUUUAGGCAGUCCCUUUUAUUAAGAGACGCCUUUACCCGAUGUACUAAUGGUUGAACGUUACAAACCAAUUGUGAUUUUUCACACUUUCGGUGGCUGUCUUUAUAUUUUAGUCAAUAUUAAUUACUUAGAUCGGAAGCUGCAACUAAGGCGGCCUUUUUCAUUACCGGAAGGAUAUGCGAAAGGCGGAGCCUAGGAAGUUUAACCGUGUCAUACGCCUAAGUAGCGAACUGAACGAAAGAGGAAAGCGAGGCAACAUGGGCCACGCAAGCCUUUGGAGCAAGCAUCGCAAGGUGCAAUUUGCCGGCUUUGCAGCAACUUGUGUUUAUUUCAUCCCAUGAGUCACGAUAGCGCUUGGGCAGAACGCGAGCGUUGCAGCUUUCGUUGAUCGCACACAGCGUCGCGAGCUGGCUGCGCCCGGUCGCGAGGGCUCAAGCUGUUCGUCAGAGCUACGCGUGCCCCCUCGUCUCGGAGGGCGACAGCUCACAUAAAGUAGGCGAUGAACAGUAUAAGCAUUUUCCAGGAACGAAUCUUAAACAUAGAGCAGUCGGCCCUUUUGGUUACUGAUCAGUGAAACUGUCCUGCUUUAUCGAGAGCUUAAAGAUCAGUACUUCAAUGGAAGUUUAUUAGGCAAAAUGCUAAGAAUACCUAACAUGAGCCAGUUGCAAUAGUGAAUCCAUGGUAAAUAAUCAGCACCAAAAGUGACAGUAACCACAAAGCCUCUGAAAAGAGACGUUUUCCCUGUUUUCCAACAAAUCCUUACUUGAAUCAUGCAUACAUUGUAUACAUUAAAUAUAUAGAAAGGUAAAAGCAUUCGACAACCAAAUAAAUGAAAAGCAACAAAACAAGAUAUGUGUCGGCACGUGUAGCAGGGAUAUGGCACACACAGUCACGCAUCGUUAUCCAGACAAAAGCCAGCUCCUUCUCGGAACCUUCCCUUGCUUUUGCCUAUUCAACGUAUGUGUGUAUGAUUGAAUUACAGCGCCAUUAUGUACGCGCCGCUCCUACGACACGUUUCGAUAAAAAAUGGUAGCGUGUCCAAAAUAGAGCCCCUGGUCUCGAAAUAGCUGCAGUGAACCACGGGCUCGCCAGUCAGCGAAAGCAGCUGUCAUCGUCUGUCCGUCUGCAGCCCUGUGCGCCGUUGCGGCCGAGCGGUCCGCGUAUAGGGAUAGCCUGUACCGCUUAGGGCGCCCGCUUAUUGCUUAUCAUCGUUGUUAUUGUGGUUGUUGUUGCUUGUCCAAAGCGUCGUGGACACUCGUGCGUUACUUGUUCGUCGUCACGAGCCCCCUCCUGCGAGGGGAGCGAAAGCGUUCGUUGUACCUGUCGCGGAAGCCGCGCCGAGCCCCCUACCCAUGGCUGGUCGCCGGCCGGCGCCGCACAAAAGACCGCGCUCGAAAGGGCGUCCCCCACACGAGGCCGCCUUCACCGCUGCACCCCCCCCCUACUCUUCCUAGUAUUUUCUGCUGCGUCGUACCGCGUCCAUCCAUCCCUAUCCUUCAUCGCAUGAGGCGCUGGGGGCCUCGAGCAAGCGACGCAGCGGGCGACACCGAUGCCGAAAAGGCUUGCUACUGCCGCUGACACACCAUGCGCGUGGCCGCCAAGCGUUCCCUCGAUUGGCGUGUUCAUGGACGGAAUACAGGGCAAAGCAAACACUGCGCUCCUUAUUCUUUGAUUUAGUGGCCUUGGUUCAAGUAGGCCAUGUCAUUACGACGGAAGGACAGCCCUCUUGACAUUUAUUCACUAUCUUUUUCUGGUGUCGGUAUUUGUUUUUGUUUCUUUUUCCCUGAAAAGCCAAAACCCAUGUUCAACUAAAUUCUUCACGAAAGGGUACUAUGUGAUAAAAAUAAAAAAAGCAAAAAAAAAGUAAGCGAACGAAUUUUCUGAAAUUGCAGUUACCUUAAUUUUUUUCUCAGUGCUGACCCUCGUACACACAGAGCGCAGCGCUUCGACAUCUUUGUUUCUUUGCGAACUUAAAUGAAGAGCGAAGAAAAGACAGGCGUGGCUUGUUUCGGUGUUCUGCUUUGAACAGAAACAAAGAACUUAAGUAAGAUUGCACGUUCCCCGGCAACAAUGAGGGGCUCAUAGAUCAACUCUGGGCUUCUCAUGUGCGCCGCUUCUGUGGUUUUGUAGAACAGCUCCAGUACAAUUUGUUUCUGUUUCGAUAAGUAUCAGUGUUCCUGUACUGUGCGCCAAGUGAAAAAUAAAGGCAAGGAUCCCAAAUGCUCGUAUUUCUGCAAAACAUAGGCUGAGAGCACGUACCAAAAAUAAUAGGUGUGAAAAGCUAUGCAGGAAAGCUCCGACUUGCGUGCACUUGGGAGCAUCCGAUCACGGGACACACCAUCAGGACAAAUACAAUGGC